AUGCAAAAUAUUAAAUAAAGAAAACCUUAUUUAUAAGUUCACUUUGAACCUCUAACAGAAAGAAUAGAGAGAAAAAAAUAAGCAUAAAUGAAGAAUGUGUUAUUAAGAAAUGUACAUACGUAAAGGAUGAAACACAGUUUAAGUGUGCCACAUAAUUAAAGAUUUUUAAAUAGAUUCGAAACUUUACCAAAACAUUAAUGUCCAUUUCGAAAAGGAACUGUAGAGGAACUUUAAAUAAGAGAAUAAUCUCCAUAAAAAAGAGAAUCAUUAGCAAUUAAUGUCAAACACUCUUAAUUGAACUUAGAAAUAAGGGAAAGGUAAUAAAGAAAGAGUUGUGAUUGUUCAUAAUGUGGAAAGGAAACUAUAUUCUAAAAAGACUCAAAAAAAGAUGGUGUUUUUAUAAGUUAAUAAAUAAAAGACUAAGAAGCAUUGGCAAAUAAAUUUUAAAGAACAUAAAAGAAGUAACAUGAAAAGUUAUAUCCACAAUAUUUAAAUACAAAGAGUAUUCAUAUAGAUGAAGGUGUAGAUACUCGUAAUGAUUUUAUAAUUAAUUCAUUCGAGCAUCUUGAAGAUAUUCCUUCAUCUAACUGUACUAAUAAGACAAAGAGCAAAUCUACUUUUUUUGACUCCUUUUUAAUUAAACAACAAUAGAUUGCAGUUGAUUAAAGGAGAAAAUUUUCCAAUCAUCGAAAAAUUUUUGAUAAAUAUCGUUCAAUUCCAUUUCUUCCUGGUGAUUUUUAAAAAGCAUUAACUCCUAGAACACCAGCAACAAUGACUACAACUUUAUUUCCAUCUCCAAGGAAAUUGAAAACAAAUGUCUAGAUGUAUCUUUAACCAAUCAAAAGACCUUAGAAAUAACAUAAUAGAUUGUUAACCCUUCCAGAGUUUAGAUAAUUAAUAUGA
Messenger RNA from Paramecium sonneborni, 903 nucleotides. The record is from the annotation of a GenBank genome assembly. Lineage: Eukaryota; Ciliophora; Oligohymenophorea; Peniculida; Parameciidae.